Molecule: messenger RNA, 1145 nt
Organism: Chara braunii
Lineage: Eukaryota; Viridiplantae; Streptophyta; Charophyceae; Charales; Characeae
Source: the annotation of a GenBank genome assembly
CCGGAUCAGCCGAUCUCUCACGAGCUCAUUUUUUAGGCCGGUGCCGUGCUGCCGAAAGGUUGCAUUUAUCGCAUGAGCGAGGAGGAGCUAACGGUCCUUCGCGCGCAACUCGAUGACUUGUUGGACAAGGGUUGGAUCCGCCCUAGUAGCUCACCAUACGGAGCGCCAGUUCUCUUUGUACGAAAGAAGAACAAGGAUCUACGAUUGUGCAUCGACUACCGCAAGCUCAACGCGCAAACCGUCAAGAAUGUGAGGCCUCUUCCUCGCAUCGACGAUCUUCUUGAGCGAUUGGGCGGCGCGAAGUAUUUUUCUAAGUUGGAUUUGGAAUUGGGAUAUCAUCAAAUCUCGAUCCGACCGGACGAUCGCUACAAAUCCGCGUUCAAGACGCGGUAUAGGCAUUUCGAGUGGGUGGUCAUGCCUUUUGGCCUCACCAACGCCCCGACGACCUUUGAAGCGGCAAUGACCAACGAGUUUCGUGCGAUGUUGGACCGGUUCGUGCUGGUCUACUUAGACGAUAUUCUCGUCUAUAGUCGAACAUUGGACGAUCAUAUGAGGCACCUUCGACGAGUGUUGGAGACGCUCCGCCGCGCCAAGUACAAAGCCAAUCGCGACAAGUGCGAAUUUGUCCGGCAAGAGCUCGAAUACUUGGGCCAUUUUGUCACACCGAACGACAUCAGUCCGCUGUCGGACAAGAUUCAAGCCAUCCAAAAGUGGCAGGAGCCGCGGAACGUCACGAAUGUCCGUUCGUUCCUUGGCCUUGCCGGCUACUACCAACAUUUUAUCAAGGGAUACUCGAAGAUUGCGGCCCACUUGUCCAAGCUUCAAUGCGAGGAUCGACCGUUUGACUUCGGGGAGGAUGCACGAAAAUCAUUUUUGGCUCUCAAAGCCGCGCUAUUAUCUGCGAAGGUCUUGCGAACCUACGACCCGCUAUUGCCAACGCGCGUCACUACGGAUGCGUCCGGCUAUGGCAUUGGUGCCGUCCUCUAGCAACACGAUGGCGUGGACUGACACCCGGUUGAGUACUUCAACAAGAAAGUGCCCGUCGUGCACUCCAUUGACGAUGCACGCAAGGAGGAGCUCCUAGCCUUCAUCCACGCGCUCAAACUGUGGCGGCAUUUCCUCCUUGGUCGAAGUCAAUUCCGAUG